This is a messenger RNA of Brienomyrus brachyistius, 2617 nucleotides long. RefSeq names its product T-cell differentiation antigen CD6-like. The record is from RefSeq and is a predicted model, not a curated record. The transcript is spliced from 14 exons. The coding region runs from base 162 to 1751 and encodes 529 amino acids. NCBI's taxonomy places the organism in Eukaryota, Metazoa, Chordata, Actinopteri, Osteoglossiformes, Mormyridae. Gene Ontology annotation, cellular component: membrane.
AAAGAGGUACAGUUCUCUAUAUAAAUUUGAAAGGAUUCAGAGAAGAAGAGCACAAGCUUCAACGACCACCUGAAAUUACCUGCUCACUAGCGCCACCCUGGACACUGUUUGCUGUGAGUGUUGCAGCAGAGACAGGCGGCCCCCACAGCAGAGUCCUCGCCAUGAGAUGGAAGUACAGACUGCUGCAGGCGCUCACUGUCCUUCAGACUGUCGGCCUCUUCCAAGGGCUUGGAACCCCACCGGAAAAGCAACAUGAAAAGCUCUCGAAUGGCACGGGAGUGACCAAUACAUCGGCCGCACCCCCGGUGGGUGUUACACCCAGACUGUCCAACAACUGCUCUGGGACACUGGAGGUGCUUCAUGGCGGGAAGUGGACAGCAGUGCAACUCUCCACCGAGGACACGAAGGUGGCAGCAAGGAAAGUCUGCGGGGGGGUGUAUGAGGUCACCCGGGGCAGUGUGGCUGCCGACUCCCUCUGUCUGAUAGACUGCAGCUACGUGAACGGCCAGCUGCAUUGCAAGGGGGCCACGCUGAGUGGCUGCACCGAAGUGUCCAACAUCACCUGUUGGAACGCCGAUGUCCGAUUGGUGGGAGGCUCGGACCGCUGUGCAGGGCGGGUGGAGAUGUGGCAGAACGGGACCUGGGGCACCGUGUGUGACGAUGGGUGGGAUGAGAAGGAUGCGAGGGUGGUCUGCGUGCAGCUGGGAUGUGGCAUCGCUGUGGAAGCGACGGGCGAGAGGGUGUCCUUUGGGCCAGGCAAGGGCCACAUCACCAUGGUUGAGGUCAACUGUUCCGGAAAUGAGACCCAACUGCGCCAGUGCCCCUUCAAGAAACAUGAACAGUUCUGUGGCCAUAAAGAGGACGCAGGAGUCGUAUGCUCAGCAUCAAAACAUUCCUAUCCGACUACGGCCAACAUGACACAGAUGCCCGACAACCUCACUUUGACCACAGUUAUGGAGAGCACAGUCCUGAUCACAAGGGCACCGGCCAGACUGCCCCCCGCAGUGAUCGGCUGCAUCGUCCUGACCCUCAUUCUCCUGAUGGUUCCAGCUGUGAAUAUCGCGCUCUGCCGGUAUUUCGGGAAAGGCCACGGCAUGGCAAUCCCUAGGAGGCUGCAGGCCCAGGCCAGCGCUGACGACUCGACGUCGGACCACUCGACAUACGAACACUAUGAUUUCAGUUUGGAGCCUGCAGUUGCCAUGGCAUCCUAUAGGAACUCAGUACAUGGCGGAACUGUGCAAAGCAGUGCAGUGAUGCAGAAGCCGGCUGAAGAACAGGCCAGCUGUCCCGAGAGUCCGAUCUCUCCUCCACACCAACCGGCAGUAUACGAAGACAGCUCGAGCACGUCAUCUGGAGAGUGCUACAUCAACCCCGAUCUCGGAUGCGACAGCAGAGAAAACGUGAACCUGCUUGACCACGAAUCCUCCAGCACGUCAUCUGGAGAAGAGUACACGAACACAGGGCCUGACGCAGAGGAGCUACUCAAACAAGGUCAGGGUGACGUCUCGGCCCCUGAGGACUCAACUAUGCCUCCUGUCAUCGACUGCCCACACCCUGCGGGCAGUAGUGACCCCGGAGACCCUGAUGACCCCAUCCCAGCAGCUCCGCUGAGUCCUGGGAAUUCUAGCACUUCCUCAGAGGAUGAUUACCAGAAUGUGGGCUGGGAUAAAGCACCCCUGCGGACGUCUGUCAGCCAGGACCCUGCAUCCUCCUCUGACAGUGACUAUGAAAACGUCAUGGACGUGCCAUGAAAUGACACCCUGAGACUGAUGUUUGCAAACAAGCGAGAUGAAAUCUGCCUGCAGCUCUGUUGACAAGACAGUGUCAGACAGACAACCACCUGCUGGUGCAAUACCUCAAGUGUUUACAAUAUCCCCCCAAACAAGACAAUGUACAUGUGCCAAAGGGUGUGUUUCAUGAUUUAUUUGUUUGUUACACAUCAUUCCUGACAGAGAUCAUUCCUGCUGUGUAAAAAAAUAAGCAUUUGUGACAUUUCAUACCAGACACACAGAAGUAAGCAUGAACACAGCUACACUUUAGAACAUUCUAGAAAGCAAUACAAGUACUCAUAGUUCAGUAUUUUGGAAUCUUCUAAUUUUCUUCAAAGCAAUCAAAGCUUUUAUUAAAAUUAGCUUCCUUUUCAGGUCUAAGUACAAAAAUGUAAUUUUUGUAAUUAUCUGUUACAGCGUCCGUCUGUCCGUCCAUCUAUCCAUCCAUCCAUACAUCCAUCCAUACAUCCAUCCACUUAUCCUGGUCAGGGUCACAUGAAGGCCUUGAGCCUAUCCCAGGCAGCAGAGGGCAUGAGGACGACAUACACCCAGUGUUACAAUCUAUGUUACAACGAUGAGAAAAUCGUACUUCUCUCACAUAAUAUGACCCUUGAAAGGCGGAAGAAACACAUACAGAAUGAAGCAGAGGGCUUUGGUAUAGCAGUUAAGGCAGAACCAGCAGGGUAAUCUGGGCCUUGAAGUCAAAGCAGCCAAUAGCGGCCAGAGAUAAACAUUCUGAUGGCAAGGAUUAAACAUCCAUCUGAAAAUUACAAUGACCAGCCACACACGCAUUUGUUAAAUGACCAUGUACAUAUAAAUAAACCAAGUUCUCAUGCAAAGUAACCGCA